AUGCACCGAAAGCGCUGGCUGAGAACGGCAAUCCCAAUGGAAGCAUCUGACAAUUCCAUCAUCCGUCGGAUCAUUCAAACCGUCGGAUCUCAGGAGGAGAACAAUUCCUCACCUCAACUUCUCUUUACAGCCCUAUCCAUGGCCGCCGGCGGCGCAAUCCGUGUAGCCGCCGCCCAGAUGACCUCCACCAACGACCUCGCCGCCAACUUCUCCACCUGCCGCCGCCUCGUCGACGAGGCAGUCUCCGCCGGAGCAAAGCUGCUCUGCCUCCCGGAGAACUUCUCCUACGUCGGCCUCAAAUCCGGCGACAGCCUCGCCAUAGCCGAGCCCUUAGAUGGGCCCACUAUGAGAAAAUACCGCUCCCUGGCCCGAAACUCUGGCAUCUGGCUCUCACUCGGCGGGUUCCAAGAGGCGACCCACGACCCUACCCGACUUCGCAACACCCACGUGCUCGUUGAUGACCGUGGCGAAAUCCGGAGCACUUACCGGAAAAUGCACCUCUUCGACGUGGAAGUGCCAGGUGGCAGCGCCGUGUACAGGGAGAGCGACUUCACGGAGCCCGGCCGCGAAGUCGUGGCUGCCGAAAGCCCGUUUGGCCGGCUGGGCCUCACCGUUUGCUACGACCUCAGGUUUCCCGAGCUUUACCAGCAGCUGAGGUUCGGGUGUGGGGCCCACGUGCUGCUUGUUCCGGCAGCUUUCACGAAGGUGACUGGUGGGGCCCACUGGGAGGUUCUGCUCCGGGCACGCGCAGUCGAGACGCAGUGCUACGUGAUAGCGGCUGCGCAGGGAGGAAAGCACAGUGAAGGGAGGGAGAGUUAUGGGGAUAGUAUGAUAGUCGACCCUUGGGGAACGGUUGUGGGGCGGUUGGCGGAUAGGGUGUCGACUGGGAUUGCGGUUGCGGAUAUCGAUUUCGCGAGGAUCGAGGAGGUUAGGUCGAGGAUGCCGAUUGGGGAGCAUAGGAAAGGGAUUGAGUUCUGGAGUUCGGUAGCGGCUUCGCCUUCUAUACUAAGCCACCCUCUCUCCGCCUGCUUUUCUGUAUUCCCCCGGCCAUCGGGAAAAUCCGAUAUGGGGCACAAGAAGCGGAACAUCGCUCCUCGCUCCAAGACAGCGGCGGCGUCGUCGUCAGAGGAUGCGGCAGCCGCCGACGGUAGCGCCCCAAACCCUUCCUCGGCCAGAAAACCCGCGAAAUCGGAUUCUGCUGAUUCGGACGGGUACGGAUGCGCCAACAGCAACGGGAGCCCUUCUUCUUCUUCCUAUGCCAUGGUGAAGACCGAAUGCGAGCGUGCCCUCAACGCUAUGCGCCGCGGGAACCACACCAAAGCCCUUAGGCUGAUGAAGGAUUUGUGCACGAAGCACGAGAGUUCUCCCCACCUGGCUUUGAUUCACCGUGUUCAGGGAACCGUUUGCGUGAAGAUGGCCUCGAUAAUCGACGACCCGAACGCGAAGCAGCGGCAUCUUCGGAAUGCUGUGGAGAGUGCCCGGAGGGCCAGCAGCCUGUCCCCAAAUUCAAUCGAGUUUGCGCACUUCUACGCCAAUCUGCUGUACGAAGCUGCGAACAAGGGGAAGGAGUACGAGGAGGUGGUGCAGGAGUGCGAGAGGGCUUUGAGGAUCGAGAACCCUGUGGACCCUGCCAAGGAGAGCUUGCAAGAGGAGAAUCAGCAGAAGAUCUCGACAGCCGAGGCUCGAGUGGCCCACGUUCAGAGUGAGCUCAGGUCGUUGAUUCAGAGGUCGAGCAUCGCCUCCAUCUCGACUUGGAUGAAGAAUCUGGGCAAUGGGGAUGAGAAGUUUCGGUUGAUUCCUAUCGGGAGGGUAACUGAGGACCCAAUGGAGUUGAGAUUAGUUCAGACAAGGAGGCCGAAUGAGAUUAAGAAAGUGGCCAAGACGCCCGAGGAGCGGAGGAAGGAAAUUGAGGUUAGGGUGGCUGCGGCUCGUCUUCUGCAGCAGAAAUCGGAGUCCCCUCACUUGGCCAAUGAUGAGGAUAGUGGUAAUAACAAUAGUAGGUGGCCGGAUUCUGGUAUGGGGUCAGGCCAGAGAUCAGGAGAAAGAAAGAAGUAUGGGAAUGCGAGGAAAAUCGUAACAUCAGAUGAGAGGAGGGAUUGGGUUCGGUCGUAUUGGAACUCUGUGAGUGUAGAUGUGAAGAAAGAUAUGCUGAGAUUUAGUAUAUCGGAUCUGAAGGAGCAUUUUAGUUCAUUGAAGGAUGGGUUGUCAAUGAGUGAGGUGUUGAAUGAGGCUUUAUCUUUCGGGAAGAAGCACAAAGUGUGGCAGUUUUGGUUGUGCUGUCGUUGCAAUGAGAAAUUUGCUGAUGCUACUUCAUUCAUGCAUCACGUUGGGCAGGAACAUAUGAGCAGCUUGAUGCCCAAAAUGCAGUUCAUUUUGCCCCAAAGUGUGGAGGAUGAAUGGGCUGAGAUGCUUCUACACUAUUCUUGGAAACCUCUAGACCUGCAUGAAGCAAUUAGGAUGGUUGGGAGACAGCAAAAAUCAGUGGAGUCUGAUUUCCUUGAGGAAUCCACAAACAGCAUGGAUGAUUCAAAAGAUUGCUUUCUCGAUUCAUAUUGCAGUGAGUACGAAUGGGAAUUAUCAUCUAGAAAGAAAAGAUCGGGUGAUAACUUCGGCAGCAGUGGCCAGGACAGCAGGGAGUUUGAAGGGGUUGAGUGGAUGGACUGUGAUGGAGAUCGCAGCAGUAAGGAAAAUUUACUAAAUGAAAAUUGGCCUUUGUCUGAUGACCCUGAGCGUGCCAAGCUUCUAGACAGAAUACAUAGCGUUUUCCAGACACUUAUUAAAAACAAAUAUCUGGCAGCAAGUCACCUUAGCAAGGUUAUUAAUUUUGCAGUGGAGGAGCUGCAGAGUCUUGCCUGUGGUUCAAAGCUGCUCCAUUCCAAAUUGGAACAAUCACCUAUCUGCAUCUGUUUCUUGGGUGCCCCAGAGCUUAAGAAAAUCCUGAACUUUUUACAGGAAAUCUCACAUGCUUGUGGACUAAAUAGAUAUUCUGGUAAAAGUAAUGCUGGAGAAGAUUCAAAUACUCGGGCACGAGGUAUUGAGAUCUCGGAGAAGUUAUUUUUUGGUCAAGACGAUUCAUAUUUGGUCCUUGAUGAGCAUUUUCUCCCCUGCAAGGCCCCUUUAUCUUUUGAUGAUUCCAUUAAUUCUUCCAGUGCAGUAAUUUCAUCUCAUUUGCACUAUGAGAAUGGCGUUAUACUUGAUUCAGAUGCAUUAUUGUCCUGGAUAUUUAAAGGCCCCUCGAGUGGUGAACAAUUGGCAUCCUGGAUGAGGAUGAAAGAUGAGAAAGCUCAGCAGGGUUUGGAGAUUCUCCAGUUGCUUGAGAAGGAGUCUUACCAUCUGCAAGGCUUAUGUGAGAGAAAAUGUGAGCACAUGAGUUAUGAGGAGGCAUUGCAGGCCGUGGAGGAUCUCUGUAUGGAAGAGGGAAAGAGAAGAGAACUUGCUACAAUUUUGGUCCGCUGCAGUUAUGAAUCUGUUCUCAGGAGAAGACGUGAAGAACUUAUCGAAAACGACAACGAGGUUACCAUUUUCAGCAAUAGAUUUGAGUUAGAUGCCAUUACAAAUGUUUUGAAGGACGCAGAGUCACUAAACGGUAACCAAUUUGGCCUUGAGGAAACAUACAAUGAUGUUGCUUCUCAUCUUUGUGACCUAGAAGCUGGUGAGGAUGAUGAUUGGAGAGAUAAAGACCAUAUGCAUCAGGUGGACUCUUGCAUAGAAGUUUCAAUACAGAGACAGAAAGAGCAAGUUUCUAGUGAGAUAAGCAAAAUGGAAGCAAGAAUACUGCAGAUACUUGUGGCGAUGCAGCAGUUAGAAGUAGAUCUUGAGCCUGCCUCUUCCCAUGAUUUUAGAACCAUCCUACUCCCUCUAGUAAAAUCAUUUAUGCGGGCACGCCUGGAGGAUCUGGCAGAGAAAGAUGCCAGAGAAAAAUCUGAUGCCGCCAGGGAGGCAUUUUUGGCUGAACUUGCUCGGGAUUCCAAGAAAGGCAUCAGUUCUGGAGUUGAUAAUUCAAAACAUGCUCACGAGAAGACUAAGGAUAAGAAGAAAAGCAGGGAGAGCCGGAAAAGCAAGGAUUCAAAGGCUACUCAGUCUGAUGAGCCGCCCAAUCAAAUAUCUGAAGAGAUAUUGUUUCCUAGUGGUUAUGAUGCAGAGGAUCUGGUUCCUGCACUUGCUGAUCCUGGGGUUGAUGAUGCUUUACGACUACAGGAAGAGGAAUACAAACAUAAAAUUGAACUUGAAGCUGAGGAGAGGAAGCUUGAAGAAACUUUGGAAUAUCAAAGACGGAUAGAAAAUGAGGCGAAACAGAAGCAUCUUGCUGAACAGCAUAAGAAAUACUCGAGAGCUGCUGAAGUACAAACAGAACCAGUUGCGGUGUCUCAUGCACAUUUGCAGUCCUACACUGAUGACAAAGAUGUGAAUGACCUAUCAACAAUCAGGAAGAAGGAUGGAUUUGCUGAUGUUUCAGAAGGUGUGCUGGAUAUAUCUACAAAUGGGGCUAUGCUGCUAAGUGGCUUACCAAUUGGAGGUAUUUCACAAGAAGGGGCUGUGUCUUCUGAUCGGCGCAUGAGUAGGAGGGGUAGACGGAGUAAGGGUCUAACCACCAAAUUAAGUGAUGGAAAAUGUCCUCCCCUGACAUCUGAAAAGGAAGAUAGUGAUGCUGGUCAGCCGAGAUUUGGGCAAAAUUCAAAUGGUUAUGUUGGUUCCCCUUUCUAUAUUGGAGGAAAGACAUUGAGACAACUCCAGGCUGAGGACGACGAUGAAGAGAGGUUUCAAGCUGAUCUACAGAAAGCUGUACAACAAAGCCUCGAUGCAUUUCAGUCACGUGGAAAUUUACCUUUAAAAUCAACUUCAGCAGCAGCUCCACAAAAGGAGCUUCCAGAAACCAGUGACUCUAGUGUUUCACGUGAUCAAGCUGUGACAGAUAAUGGUAUGGAUGAUUAUGGAACAGGGCUUAUGAAUGAAGUUGGUGAAUAUAAUUGCUUUCUCAAUGUUGUAAUACAGUCCUUGUGGCACCUAAGACGAUUCCGAGAUGAUUUUUUGCGAAGGUCGUCAUCAGAACACGUUCAUGUUGGUGAUCCUUGUGUUACAUGUGCUUUGUAUGACAUCUUCAAUGCUCUGGGUAUGGUAUCCAAAGAUAAUAGAAGAGAACCUGUUGCCCCAACCUCUCUUAGAGUUGCUUUAAGCAAUUUGUACCCUGAUAGUAAUUUCUUCCAGAAGGGUCAGAUGAAUGAUGCUUCGGAAGUGCUGGGUGUAAUAUUUAGCUGUCUUCAUCGAUCAUUUACUCCUGCAUCUGUAGUGACUGAUACGAGAUUAGUAGAUACUAGCUGUACUGGUUCCUGGGACUGCACAAAUGCUUCUUGCAUUGCACACUCAAUUUUUGGAAUGGAUAUAUUUGAGAGAAUGAACUGUUACAACUGUGGCUUGGAGUCCAGACACCUGAAAUACACAUCUUUCUUUCAUAAUAUCAAUGCCAGUGCUGUUAUGUGCCCAGAUAGCUCAUUUGAUGAAGUUUUGAACCUGGUUGAGAUGAAUCAUCAAUUAGCUUGUGAUCCUGAGGUUAGCGGCUGCGGGAAGCUCAACUAUAUCCAUCAUAUUCUCUCCUCGCCACCACACGUUUUCACAACAGUCCUGGGUUGGCAGAAUACUUCCGAGAAUGUUGAUGAUAUAAUGGCGACAUUAGCAGCCUUGUCCACUGAGAUAGAUAUCAGUGUCCUUUAUCGUGGUCUUGAUCCCCAGAGUAGACACCGUCUGGUUUCAGUGGUUUGCUAUUAUGGACAACACUAUCACUGUUUUGCCUACAGUCACGAUCAUGAACAGUGGAUUAUGUAUGAUGACCAAACUGUGAAGGUAAUUGGUGGCUGGAAUGAUGUUCUUAUAAUGUGUGGAAAAGGACAUUUGCAACCCCAAGUCCUCUUAUUUGAAGCUGUAAAUUAGUACUUACUAUGGACAUUCAAAUGUUACUUACAAGACAUGGAGCUGGCCGUAUUCAGUGUUUGACCUGACAAGACAUACCAAGCUGCACUUAUUAUAACGCUUUUGAGCUAGCUCAACUUGAAAAAACUACAAUGUUAAUACAACACCCAAUUUUGUCAGAGUGGAGAAAAAAAUGGGAACGGAUUUUAUGAAGCUAUGAGAAGGAACUUUCGACAAUUUUUUUGGGAGAUCGUGAGAGUUAAGGUUUGAUGCUCAUGAUACCAAGUCUAAUUAUGUGAUUAAAUCUUCUCAUAUCCAGUUUUGGCUGAAGAUAGUAAUAAGAAUUUGCUGGUUGAUUAU
Molecule: messenger RNA, 6264 nt
Organism: Striga asiatica
Lineage: Eukaryota; Viridiplantae; Streptophyta; Magnoliopsida; Lamiales; Orobanchaceae
Source: the annotation of a GenBank genome assembly